AUGCGAGAUGAGUCGAGCCUGAUGGAUGUCCUCGGCCGAUUCCGAAACUUGCAAUCGACAGAUCCAAGAGACAAGAUAUAUGGAUUGCUUGGCUUGGUGACGCAAGACCACGGCAUCGUCGUCGAUUACUCGAAGCCCUUGCGCGAUCUGUAUAAAGAGGCAACUCUAUCGAUUCUCAACCUCUCCAAGAACUUGGAUAUCAUCUGCCAGAACCCCUUCGAGCGCGAGGGUGGGCCAUUGGUACUUGGACAAGACGAGGAUGCAGCUCAGGCACCAGAGAUGUUUCCUUCCUGGACUGCCGAGUUUCAUCUGGGACGGCCCGAUUGUGUUUCGCUCCUUUUCGCGCAACGCGGCAUCUUCAAGGCUAGGUCAAGGCAACUGGAGACGCCAUGUCGGCUGCUAGGACCGAAGAAGGAUGUGUUGAUCCUGAAAGGGAGCGUGCUGGGCCGUAUCGGGCCUGUCCUUCAGGGAGGCUCUCCCAACUUGAACGUACGGACCGAAGCGACCGAAAUCAUGAGAAUGUAUCUUGGACAAGAUGCUCUCGAUGACCCUAGCCGACAUCAUUACGCGCUAUUCAUCGGCGGCAAACAAGUUUCUCUCAAGGAGACGCUCAUCCGGGCUUAUUGGCGCACCCUGGUCAAAGACUGCACAGCGCCCCCGAGAAUGCGACGUCUACUCAAAUCAGAGAUUGAGUCUCUCGAUCCCAUCCACCGAGACCAUCUCCAGGCCGGACAAGUACUUCAAACGUUCCAAAUCCCCUUGGACGAGAGCAAGUCCAGGUCAGCAUUCUCUUAUCACCCCGGAAAUGACUCCGACUUUGCCGAAAUCGAGGAAUCAAGGAAUUUGGAGUUGACAUUCUUGCCGUGGAUAUCCUACUCGGAUCGGGACUGGAUGUUCACCGUGGCUGACAACGGCCUUUUCCUCCUCGCCCGUCCAGGGGUGAGACAAGGCGAUGUCAUAGCAGUUUUUGAUGGAGCUAAAAUUCCCAUGGUGCUUCGCAGGGUUGAGACAAAUCACGAACAUCAAGACAUGGGAGAGGUCUAUCAGGUUGUUUGA
Fusarium falciforme is the source of this 1056-nucleotide messenger RNA. RefSeq names its product HET domain-containing protein. Lineage: Eukaryota; Fungi; Ascomycota; Sordariomycetes; Hypocreales; Nectriaceae. Bases 1 to 1056 code for a protein of 351 amino acids. The record is from RefSeq and is a predicted model, not a curated record. The transcript has a single exon.